AUGCCGACGCUCAAAGGCCACUGCAACUGCGGGGCGCUCGAGUACACCCUCGACGCCGAACCCGCCAACCUCCGACUCUCCGCCUUCUGCCACUGCACGCGAUGCCAGCGUAUCAACGGUGCACCAUACAUCUGGACCACUCACUGGAAGAAGGAGGCCGUCACCUGGUCCACGCCCUCCUCCUUCUCCACUUCUGCCGACAAGAUCGAUGCUGAGACGCAAAAGGUUUUCGGUGAAAACGUAACCACCGGUCAGCUGUACGAAGCUGUCGCGGGUCGAAAAUGGAAGUUGCGUUGCUCCCAGUGCGGUAAUCCGAUGGGAUCCUGGAACGAGGCGAAGCAGCAAUGGUCCAUCUGGCCGAGUACACUUGCUCGUCCAGACGGAGACAAAUCCGGAAUCCAAGGUGUGGAAAGCUUCGCACCCACAGCGCACUCCUUCUACGGUCCUUGGAAGGCCGUCACCGUCAACGACGAUCUACCCAAGUUCCUCGGCUAUCCGAACCAAUCCCAGCAAGUGGAUCGUGAUGCUGAACCUCUCCCGAACAACUUCAACAUCAACGAUUUCAACCCGCACGAUCCACGAGACAUGGUCGGAUACGGUCCGAAUCCUCCCCACCCACACUGGCCAAACGACGCACGAAUCGCCGUAUCGUUCGUAGUGAACUACGAAGAAGGUGGUGAGAAUACCACGUUGAACGGCGACUCGGGAGCCGAGCAGUACUUGACGGAAUACGGUGCUGCCAACGGUUCCAAGCCUCCUGCCAACGUGAGGAAUCUGAGUGUGGAAUCGGCGUACGAGUUUGGAUCUCAUCGAGGAUUCUGGAGGAUCCUGGAUCUUUUCAAACGCAACAAUUUGAAGUUCACCAGUUGGUCGGUGGGUCGAGCGGUGGAGCAGAAUCCAGCUGUGGUCAAGGCGAUGGAGGCAGCAGGUUGCGAAGUAGCGAGUCACUCGUACCGCUGGUUCGACCACUCUCUCAUGACCCAGGAAGAGGAACGUCAUCAGAUCCAAGCUGCGAUCAAGGCGAUCAAGCAGGCGAGCUCCCACUCUCGCGAACCACGAGGCUGGUACACCGGACGUCAAUCCAUCAACACCCGACGCCUCGUCUACCAAGCCUACAAAGAGCUAGGACUCGAGAAAGAACUCUACGACUCGGACGCCUACGACGAAGACCUCCCCUACUGGGUCCCCGCUCCCGACGGGACCCCCAACGAACACCUCCUCGUCAUCCCCUACACCCUCGACAACAACGACAUGCGCUUCGCCAUCACCCCCGGCUUCUUCAACUCGGAAAGCUUCGCAACCUACCUCAUCGACGCCUUCGAAACCCUCGUCGCAGAAACCUACCUUCCCGAAAACAAUCCCAACUCGGUGCCCAAGAUGAUGAGCAUCGGUCUGCACUGCCGAGUCGUAGGCAGACCGGGCAGAUUCCAAGGUCUCCAGAGGUUUGUUGAUCAUGUGCAGAAGAGGAACAAGGAGCUCUUGGAGCAAGGGGCUGGAAAGGGCGGUGUCUGGGCCGCGACGAGGGAGGAGAUCGCCAACCAUUGGAGAACCACCCACCCGCCUACCAACAAGACAACUUGA
This is a messenger RNA of Pseudozyma hubeiensis SY62, 1581 nucleotides long. RefSeq lists its product as hypothetical. The transcript has a single exon. NCBI's taxonomy places the organism in Eukaryota, Fungi, Basidiomycota, Ustilaginomycetes, Ustilaginales, Ustilaginaceae. Gene Ontology annotation, biological process: carbohydrate metabolic process. Gene Ontology annotation, molecular function: hydrolase activity, acting on carbon-nitrogen (but not peptide) bonds; carbon-sulfur lyase activity. The record is from RefSeq and is a predicted model, not a curated record. Bases 1 to 1581 code for a protein of 526 amino acids.